AUGGGGACAGGAGGGCUCACGGCCAGGGCCAGCAAAGCAGAGGAAACAACCAACAAGGCCCAUAACCAAAGACAGCCUAAAAGACAACAGGUGGUGCUGGCAGCAAAGAAGUACAAAUUUUGUGGCAUUGAACCCGAGUUUGAGGAGAAGCUGGACCGGAUGUUUGAGGGUGUCUUCGCAACAGACAAAUAUGCAUGCGCUCCAAGUGAGACAAGGUUUUGUGGUAUCCCUAAGAUCCACCGAGAUUUCUUCGCAACGAUUGCCAAAGAAAAACAGGGUUGCAUUGGAGCAAUAGAUGGAACCCACGUCGAUGCAAGAGUUACAAAUGAUGAAAAUAUUGCAUUUAUCGGAAUUUCUUUAGGUGAGCUGAAGGAAUGCCAUUCGUCUGCUGUGGCUGUGGAAUCAAAUGGCAAUGUCACAUUUGUGAACACUGAGAAGCAGACACUUGAUCAUAUACGGCAACUGGAUGAAACAGCAGCUGGCAUUAUUUGUCAUGUAAAAGAUCAGCAUGGUUCAGCGGCAUCUACUCUUCAGUGCACCAAGGAUAUAAUAGGAAUUGUUGCUUCACUUGGAAAAGUAAAGGACGAAGAACUUAGCAGAACGUUGUCUGAGUACUUGGGUUUGGACAACAUGUUAGCUAUUGUUUGCAAGACACUAGAAGGUGUUCAAGCUCUUGAACAAUAUGAGAAAGAUGGCUCCAUUGACAGGAAUACUGGUCUUCAUGGAGUUGCACCAACAAUUGGAAGGACAAUGAAAGGCAGAUUUCAUGUUUUUUGCCUUCAAAACAUGAGACCAUUUGUUGGUGAAUUUAUUUCCGAUGAUCCACAGAAGAAGCUUGCAUUAUUGAAUCCAAGGCUACCUAAUGGGAAGCUCCCACCUGGAUUUUUAGGUUUUGCUGUGAACAUGAUCAGCGUGGAUGACAUGCACUUAUCUUGUGUCACUUUUGAUGGUUAUGGACUAAGGGAAACAUUGUUUUUUAAUUUAUUUUCUCGCCUACAAGUAUACAAAAGCAGGUCUGAAAUGCUAUGUGCUCAGCCUUUCAUAACCGAUGGUGCAGUUUCCUUGGAUGGAGGGAUGAUCAAAGGUUGUGGUUUGUUUUGUCUUGGAGACAGGUUAGCUUCAUGAUUGUUGAAUGCACAAAUGGCUUUUUAAUUCCGUGCAAGGGAUUAUGUUUAUGUGUAGUUUCAGUAUUUUAAAGUUUAUUAGAAUGUUAGGUUGUUUUACUUUAUUGAUCUUUAUUUUGUAAAGAUAUUUCCGUAAAUAGGAUAUUUGGGGUUUGUAA
Molecule: messenger RNA, 1282 nt
Organism: Phalaenopsis equestris
Lineage: Eukaryota; Viridiplantae; Streptophyta; Magnoliopsida; Asparagales; Orchidaceae
Product: protein DEFECTIVE IN MERISTEM SILENCING 3-like
Exons: 6
Coding region: 1-1125 (374 amino acids)
Source: RefSeq, a predicted model, not a curated record